Messenger RNA from Saccostrea echinata, 4699 nucleotides. RefSeq names its product sorting nexin-13-like. NCBI's taxonomy places the organism in Eukaryota, Metazoa, Mollusca, Bivalvia, Ostreida, Ostreidae. The coding region runs from base 104 to 2905 and encodes 933 amino acids. Gene Ontology annotation, cellular component: early endosome. Gene Ontology annotation, molecular function: phosphatidylinositol binding. The transcript is spliced from 26 exons. The record is from RefSeq and is a predicted model, not a curated record.
GGUUGCAAGGUUCACCAACAUGGACGUGAGUAGGAGGAAAACCUCCAAGUUGAAAUAAACCAGAAUGUAUAUCGUGUUUCUUGAAGGGAUAAUUUAGUAAAAGAUGCUGUCAUUGGAGGAGGGGUGGAAGUGGCCGGCCCUAGCCCUGUUUCUAUUUUUAGUUACGUUUGGGUCUGUUGGAAUUUUAAGUUUGGGAUACAUUAUAUGUAUAAUGAUGGGAGGACUAGUUAUGACCCUUUACUACGGCAGACAAUUGUCACUAUCCUCCCUAACUACAGAGUUACCAGACUUGACAAGGUCAAGACCAGGCAUUCUUAAUGUUGUGAACAAAAUGGAGUCAUCUCCCAGAGGGAAGAACUUUGACCGGCGGAUGACAGGAGCUAGUGUCAUUGAUGAAGCACUCCAUGAGGUUCUUACUUAUGCUAUUAAAGAUUAUAUCAAGUCCUGGUACAGGCAGGUGUCCGAUCAUGACGGCUUCGUUCUUGACAUCAGACAGUGUGUUCAGAAACUUACCAUUACUUUUGCUUCCAGAACAAAGGAUGUAGAUUGGAUGCCAUUUUUCUCUCAGAGACUUGUGGACGAUUUUGCUUCUCAUCUGAGAUUGUACAGACGAGCUCGCGAGCAGGCAUCUGUACCACAGACUGAUGACACUUAUGAAGAGCAGGUAGUGUCAGCCUUCUUUGAUUUAGAGCUGGCUAUGGAGAAAGACAAGUGUAGAGAUCUAGUGUGUUUAGAUCCAGAAGCUGAGAAACAAUACUUACAGAACCUCAGUGAAGUGCUUUUGUUCCUUCUUCUUCCACCUGAUGACUUCCAGAAUAAAACAUUUAGAUAUAUUCUAAGGGAGGUGCUGGUUAAUGGUAUAUUUCUCCCCACCAUAGAAUUGCUGUCAGAUCCUGAUUAUAUAAACCAGCUGGUGGCAUGGUUGUGCAAGGAUGGUUCCUUUACAAACGAGACAUUUCUGAAUGUUAUUAAAACAUCUCAUCUAAUGGAUGAACUUGAGGCAGUAAAAGAAAUCACAGAACAGAACAUUGCUAAGUGGCGCUCAAAAGACACAGGAGGGGCUGAUGAUGCUGAGAUUAAGCAGAAGCUGAACAGUUUGAUAUUUGUUAAAAAUAUAUGUGAAGGAAGGAUAAGACGAAUUCAGGAAGGAGGUAUAGAGGAUAUAGAGGAACCUCCUGAUAUAUGCAGAGCUAAAAAUAUAUUUGUACUUAGCUUAGAUGAAAUAAUUGAAAAUAAUAUUGCAUUAGCUGUAUUCAUAGAAUUUAUGACAAAUGUAUGUGGACAGCAGUAUCUAUUUUUCUAUUUGAAUGUUGAGGGAUUCCGGACAGCUGCAGGACAGCAAGUAAUGGCAGCUCACCAGAGGGCCAUGAAUGGAGUGUCCACGGAGGCCGACCUAGAAUCUCUACGACGGGCAGCCAUGAUAAUAUAUGACCAAUAUUUAUCUGAUAAGGGAACAUCUAAAAUCAAAAUAGACAAUGAUAUAACCAGGAGAACUCUACAAAAAAUUAAAAAUAAAAAUAUAUCUGAGGACUUGUUUGAUGAGGCUCAGUCGAAGGUGUAUCAGAUCCUACACUCUGAGCAGUAUUAUGAAGCAUUCCUUCAGAGCCAUGUUUACCUUAAGAUGUUACAGGAAAUGGGAUUGUCCAAACCAGACAAGCCAGAUGAUGGUGACACCAGCAGUCUGGAUGAGGAUGCAUCUACAAAGUCGGUAUCGUCUGUUGGUAUGGAUGACUCAGCAGAGGAAUCUUCAUUGCCAAGGUCAAGGUCAGACUCACCUGUAACCAUGGAAACAGUAAUUACAGCUUUUAUAUCACAAACAGGAAUCAUGAAGGAAUCAGACAAGAAUUCAGCAAAGACUUACGCUGUAUUUGCCAUCCGUGCGACGAAGACCUCCGGCGAUGAGGAGGAUGUGUCGGAGACAUACAGGAGAUAUAGCGACUUCCACGAUCUUCAUAUGUUAAUCCAAGAAAAGUAUCCAGAAUUUCAAGGGCCACCUUUACCUGGUAAAACUGUUCUCAAAAACAUGAACAAAGAUUUCUUAGAAAAACGGAAAAAGUCACUGGACACUUACUUACAGACUUUGAUGAAACCUGAGAUUUGGGCCAAGUACCCGGGAAUGAAGGAGCUGGUUCUAAAGUUUGUUGCCCCAGGGCUGUGGGAAAAACACAAAAGUGAACUGGCUAGAAAGAUGGACACUCUAGUAAAUCCAAUCAAAACCUCAGUGAAAUCUGUAGGCAGAGCUGUGUCACAGGAUUCUCUCAUCUUUAAAGGCGAUUCCAUGGACAGGAGAAGUGGAAAGGUUUCUGAUGGACUAGAUGUUGAUGCAGAUAACAUACCAUUACGAGUCAUGUUGUUACUGAUGGAUGAAGUCUUUGACUUACGGGAGAAGAAUACGUGGCUGCGUCGUCGUAUAGUUGCUGUUCUUAAGCAACUCAUAAAAGUGACAUUUGGAGACUCCAUCAAUAAGAAGAUUGUAGAUUACGUGGAGUUUCUGACGUCUGCUGAGCAGAUGGCAGAGUAUGUCAGAAAGUUCAGGGAUGCCUUCUGGCCUGGGGGAAGCCUUGCUGAGCCUCGAGCACCUCGUGAUCAUCAUACCAAAAUGAGGACUCGGGUGCUGUGUAGAGCUAAAAUGUUAGGAUCUGUCUCAGAUGACUUUCGUCACUUAAUGGGAACAGAGACAAUUCGUGUGGGGACCAGUCGUAUGUUUGACAUGUUCCAACAUCAGACACUAAAUAAACGAUUUGUUUACGUUUUCCUGGAAGGUGUUAUUAUCACACUUUUUCCACAAAAUAAAUUCUCAGAGCUGUUCCAGAGACUACAUUCGCGAUCAGAGAGAGUGACGAAACAUUUAGUGAAAGAGAACAGUGACAAUUCAGAGCUAUCUGGUCCACGUAAGAGGAGGUGAUUUUCUCGUCAUCGAGGUCAGGUGAAAAUCUGUAACAGGGAUAUUAUCCAGAAUACAAUCUGUGAUAACCCACCGUUGUCAAAAAUACCCUGAUAUUAUCAUUUUUCAAACUUUUAAGAUGAAAAGAUUCUUAUUCAAAACAAUCAUGAACUGUCUCUGGGAGAAAUGAGGAAAUUGUGCAAUGAUCUGUUUAAAUUCCGUACCUCCUGUCAUUGUGUUUAUAUGGAGGUAUUUUUGUGGUUCUUAUCCCUGUAAUAAUUAAGUGUGUACUUUGUCAGGUGAAAUUUGUAAAAAUAAAAAAUAUUUAUAUACUGCACAGAAGCUUGAGACCAGUGAUCUGAUGUCAACAUUAAGUAAAAGGAGGUUUUUAACCCAUGGAAUUCCAUUUGCUUUUUAAAAAGUUGUUCUUUUAAGAAAAUGUUUGUUUUAAAGGAACAUGCAUACUAAGUGCUAAAAUCUGCCCAUCCUCUGUUAUCUGUUUUUUAUAAUUUAACUCAUCUGAACCCAGGCCAAGAAGCUUCAUCAAAGAAUUUUACCUUUUAUAAUUAUCAGUUUUGCAUGUAAUUUUUGUUUUAGAAUGAUGGCAAUGAAAUUCUUGCAGGGAAAAUGUAGCUCUGUUUAUGUGUAUUAUUCAUUUUAAUUGUGCUGGGACUUCUUUCUUUCAGUUAUUUAACUGGAAUCCCUUUCAGGACUCUAUAUAUUAUUGCUUUGUCAAUAUUUACAAGCCAUGUCAGAAAGUAGCAGUUUGAUUUCCAGUGAUGAACAGAAGUAGAUAUUGUUCCUUAACAAAUAAAUCAAUCAAAUACAGGGCCACAAAAUCAAGGAAUCCUGGUAUAAAGUAGUGAGGUUCAGUUAGUAGAAGAGAGUAAGACCUGAGGGCAGAUUUACCACCUAAGUGUGCAUGUUCCUUAACGAUUUGUUACAAUGUAUAUUAUUUUUGUCUGUGAUAUUUUAAUUUAUGUUGCCUAGAUACUGUAAAUUGAUUUUAACAUUGAAUGAUGUUUAUCAGUAUUUACUAGUUUAAUAUCAUUCCAUUUUGUAUUUUAAGCAAGUGUUUAUUUUAAACACCAAUAAGAUGCAAAAAAACAAAACAGUGUCAACAAAAUGCACAAUUUCAUAUUGAUACUCCAUUAAGACAUUCUAAAGAUCUUAAAAGAAAAAAUUCAGAAUAUUAUCUUGCAAAAUUACAUCAAGAAAUUUCUGUAAUGUCAAGUAAGGUGGCUUAGAAGAUAUCAUUUCAGAUGCUGAUGUGAUAUAAUGAACAUUUCCCUUUGGUUGUGAAACAACGUCAUUUGAAGGUAUAAUUUAUUAUGUUUUUGAAAUAGCAUUAAAUUUCAUGGCUUUGUAUCCUUAUUUCAUAUAAAGGUAGUUCUUUUUUACAUUGUCUAGAAAAUCAUUGUACCUUAAUUCUAAUUAAAUUCAACAUCAGUACAUGCUGAACACAAUAUUUUUACUGUACUAGGAUUAUAUUUACUAACUUGAAGGUAAUUUGGAAGGAUGAUAUUAGGAUAUUGGAAAGCCUCAUACUGUUUAGAUCAUUAAAUGUGGCUUCUGCACCAGAAGUGUUUGGAUGGCUUUUGAAGUCAAAUUUGUGAAUCAAUCUUGAGAGUUGUUGAUAAUCCAAGUCUUUGAAUUUUAAAGUCACUUGUAUAAUGCAAAAAAAAGUUCAUGAAGCUUUAGGAUCUUUUCCAGGAUGUGCAUAAUUGUUAAGAGAUAGGACAAGAGUUACACUUGUCUUUAGUCCAAUAUGUAUGUCAUUACAUGUAUGUUAAAUUAUUAAAAUGAACAAAACUG